AUGACUACUAUGGAUCAGGACGCAGAGCAUUCGUUCAUCAACCAUGAACUCUCUGUUAAUCUAGACUCUACAAAUGCGUUCGAGGGCCCAGAGAAGCUUUUAGAAAUAUGGUUCUAUCCCAAUGAAGCGUCUAUUCCAAACAAGAAAAGUUUGCGUUCUAUAUCUCUAGACGACUGGAGUGAAAUGUUGGAUCUAAUGAAAUGUAAGGUUUUGUCUAUUAAGAAAACUGCGAAGAUGGAUGCUUUCUUAUUAAGCGAAUCGUCGAUGUUUGUAUUUGACCACAAGUUAACUUUAAAGACAUGUGGUACGACAACGACCUUGCUAUGCCUCGAAAAGUUGCUACGUACAGUGACUGAGGUCCUUUCGUGGGAUUUCCUACACCCAGUUGAAGGAAAAUAUAGCCCUUACAAGGUGUUCUAUUCUAGGAGAUGCUUCAUGUUCCCUCAUAAACAGCUAUCUGUCCACCGGAGCUGGUCUGACGAAGUUAACUACUUAAAAGGAUUUUUCACCUCUGGCAGUUCUUAUGUUAUUGGCCCCAGCGACCAAUGCAACCAUUGGAAGUUGUAUGUGACUGAAACUAAUAAGGAUCUCGAAACGCAGGUAGGCCCCGAAAAUAAAGAUGAGACGCUUGAAAUCCUCAUGACAGGACUAGACCCAAAGGUUGCUCAAAAAUUCUAUUACGACAGAACACCCAGUGCCGGUUCAACUGUCACCGAAGGCGAAUCUGGACACACUGUGGGCAACCAAAUGACCAAAAUCACAAAAUUAGACGCCAUCUAUGACAACAAGACCAAUUCAAAGCUAAUCCAAGACUCCUUUGCCUUUACUCCAUGCGGCUACUCUGCUAAUAUGAUGAUAGACGAAAAGUACUACUAUAAUACCCAUAUCACUCCUGAAUGCGACUGGUCUUACGCCUCUUUCGAAAGCAACCUACCAGUUGCUGAAAUUUCCGCAGGCACACAGACGCAGUUGGAUAUAGUCAACAAAGUUACCAGCAUAUUUUGCCCUACUGAUUUUUGUUUAACAUUCUUCGCCAAGAACACGUUAAAUGAGAACUUUCUAUCCCACACCGAACUACUAGAUGAGGUCCCUAACUACGAGCGUAAAGAUAAGGUUAUUCAGUACUUGGACGACUACCACCUUGUCUACAUAAGAUACACCCGUGCUGAGUAG
Eremothecium sinecaudum is the source of this 1173-nucleotide messenger RNA. It is a transcript of the gene SPE2, whose product is annotated as adenosylmethionine decarboxylase SPE2. The transcript has a single exon. NCBI's taxonomy places the organism in Eukaryota, Fungi, Ascomycota, Saccharomycetes, Saccharomycetales, Saccharomycetaceae. The record is from RefSeq and is a predicted model, not a curated record. The coding region runs from base 1 to 1173 and encodes 390 amino acids. Gene Ontology annotation, biological process: spermidine biosynthetic process; spermine biosynthetic process. Gene Ontology annotation, cellular component: cytosol. Gene Ontology annotation, molecular function: adenosylmethionine decarboxylase activity.